Molecule: messenger RNA, 3432 nt
Organism: Frieseomelitta varia
Lineage: Eukaryota; Metazoa; Arthropoda; Insecta; Hymenoptera; Apidae
Gene: P5CS
Product: delta-1-pyrroline-5-carboxylate synthase
Exons: 6
Coding region: 462-2810 (782 amino acids)
Cellular component (GO): mitochondrion; cytoplasm
Molecular function (GO): glutamate-5-semialdehyde dehydrogenase (NADP+) activity; ATP binding; glutamate 5-kinase activity
Source: RefSeq, a predicted model, not a curated record
UUUUCUGCCGCGAUUUCCAAGAGCAGCGAGCAGUAGUGUGUCGUUGACCAUUGCGGCGACCGCUCCGCCUCGCCACCGAGGUCCACGUUCAAAUCUAGUCCUCUUCUUCUUCAUUUUCUUUCCUCAUCGCGCCUUCCAUCUGCCUCCCCUUUCAACAGAUCCUUCCAAGUGAAAUUCGCCGAAAGUAUUCGCUCGAAGGGCUUUUCCUUCGCAGAUUAUAUCAGACCUGCCGUUCUAAGGCAGCCGGUCUUUCGAUUAAUACUCGACUUGAAUCCAACGCUUCUUUCCCACUCCUCUUUCUCUCUGUCGUUCGGCAACCUUUCCUUUUUUUUUUUUUCUUUUUCAUCGGGAAAACGACUCACGGUGCCAUCGGGUGACGUUCCUUCGAUUAGGAAAAUCGUAAUAGUGUCGCGCUGGUGAGAACGUGAGCAAAAAGGGGGAAAGAAGUUGAAGAGGCAACCAUGUACGCGAGGUUGUUACCAUUGAGAUCCAGUAAACUUGGAUGUUUUCCAAGGAGAUUGGCUUCGUCCUCUUCGGGGCCGAGGGUGCCCGAACAAGCAGGAAAUCGAGUAGACUUACACAGAGAGUUGCAGACGACAGAGGGACCUCGUAAGGCAACGAUGUUCAACGAGCGCAGCCAGCUGUCGUAUACAAGACGUUUAGUGGUGAAACUAGGCAGCGCUGUCAUCACGAGAGAAGACGAACAUGGAUUAGCACUGGGUCGUUUAGCAUCCAUAGUCGAACAAGUAGCCGAAUGCCAAAACGGAGGUCGUGAAUGUAUUAUGGUAACUAGCGGAGCGGUGGCAUUUGGUAAACAGAAGCUCGCCCAGGAACUCUUGAUGUCCUUAUCGAUGAGGGAAACGCUGAGUCCUGGAGGCCAUAUGAGAAAACGCUCAGGCACUCCUUUGGAACCUAGGGCAGCAGCCGCAGUGGGUCAGUCUGGCCUGAUGUCUCUAUAUGACGCUAUGUUCGCACAAUAUGGUGUAAAACUGGCCCAAGUAUUAGUCACCAAACCGGAUUUCUACAACGAGGAGACUCGUAAAAACUUGUUCAGCACCCUGACCGAAUUACUUAGUUUGAACAUCGUUCCCAUAAUCAAUACCAACGACGCUGUCUCGCCUCCGCUAAGCGUUGACGAGGAAAUAACUGGCAGAGGCAUUCCCAUCAAAGACAACGAUUCUUUGGCCGCUAUGCUCGCCGCUGAGAUCCAGGCGGACUUAUUGAUCUUAAUGAGCGACGUCGACGGCAUUUACAACUUGCCCCCGUGGCAGGACGGUGCUAAGAUGUUGCAUACAUUCAGUAUGGACCUUAGGGAUACCAUCAAAUUCGGACAGAAGUCGAAGGUCGGUACCGGUGGCAUGGACUCGAAAGUUAAUGCGGCGCUUUGGGCUUUGGAUCGAGGUGUCUCCGUAGUGAUCUGUAACGGAACUCAAGAAAAGGCUAUAAAGAAUAUUCUGUCCGGAAGAAAGAUCGGUACAUUCUUCACACAGACAACCGAAACUUCCACACCUGUAGAGGUUGUUGCCGAAGAUGCUCGAAUUGGGAGCCGAACUCUGCAAGCCCUUCAACCAGAAGAACGAGCAGCUUGUAUCAAUACGUUGGCUGAUCUUCUGGAAUCUCGUCAGAGGGAAAUUCUAAGCGCUAACAUGAAGGACCUCGAAGCUGCAGAAAAGAGUGGCUUGGCGAAAGCUCUGCUCUCUCGACUUUCCUUGACGCCUGCCAAAUUGAAGUCUCUGAGCUCUGGUUUGCGGCAGAUCGCCAACGACUCCUUAACGAACGUUGGUCGUGUACUCAGGAGAACAAAACUGGCUGAAAGUCUCGAACUGAAACAAAUCACUGUCCCUAUCGGCGUGUUGCUAGUGAUCUUCGAAUCAAGACCGGACAGUCUACCUCAGGUUGCGGCAUUGGCGAUGUCUAGCGCCAAUGGUCUUCUUCUGAAAGGAGGCAAAGAAGCAGCCAACAGCAAUCGGUAUUUAAUGGAGUUGGUAAAAGAGGCACUGAACACCGUAGGCGCUGCAAAUGCGAUAUCCCUUAUCUCGACCAGAGAAGACGUCGGUGACCUGCUGUCGAUGGGCAAGCACAUAGACUUGGUGAUUCCUCGAGGCAGCUCCGACCUCGUCCGUAAUAUCCAAGAGCAAUCGAAGCAUAUUCCUGUGUUAGGACACGCGGAGGGUAUUUGUCACGUGUAUGUGGACAAGGAUGCGGAUCUGAUCAAAGCUUUGAAGAUCGUCAGAGACUCGAAAUGUGAUUAUCCUGCCGCUUGUAACGCUAUGGAGACGCUGCUUAUUCACGAAAGUCACAUGAAGGGUAGCUUCUUCACGGAUGUGUGCAACAUGCUGCAAAAGGAAGGAGUAAAAGUAUAUUCCGGGCCGAACCUGAGGAAGCAACUGACGUUCGGGCCACCGGCCGCCAAAAGCAUGAAAACCGAGUACGGAGCCCUGGAAUGCGCGAUUGAGGUCGUGUCAGACGUCGACGACGCGAUAAAUCACAUCCACAAAUACGGCAGUGGACAUACGGAUACCAUCGUCACCGAGAAUAACCACAGUGCCGCGCACUUCCAGAGGGAAGUCGACAGCGCCUGUGUUUUCCACAAUGCCAGUACCCGAUUUUCCGAUGGAUACAGAUUCGGUCUUGGCGCCGAGGUGGGAAUUUCGACCGCUCGAAUUCAUGCACGUGGCCCGGUGGGGGUGGACGGGCUGUUGACUACGAAGUGGGUGUUGCAAGGUGACGGCCACGCAGCUGUUGAUUUCGCAGAGGGUGGCGACCGAGUUUGGCUACAUCAAUCUUUACCUAUCUACGAAUCUGCAUGAAUUAAAUCGGAACAAUCGGAAAAUAUCGGAAUCUUUGGUUCUGCAACACGGAUUUUACAUCAAGAGAAAUUUCCAGGGAAAGAUCAAAGGGUUGCCACUUUGGAUUUAUUCAUAAAACAAUCCAGAUUACGACCAAGCUUUUUCUCCUCCCUUCAAUCAUUCGUCGCUGAAUGUUCACAAAUAGUUAAAAAUUUAAUCAAGUGGCAACGCAAACAGUUCCGCAAAUUAUAAUCUCAUCUAUCUUCCACGAAAAUCUUUCUAUUCGAGAAAAACAUUAUUAGAUCGUUGUUAAUUUAAUAUAGUGUUAAUAAUACUACAACAUAAUUACAGCGCCGUCAAAUGAAUUGAAAUAAAUCAAAAUAUGUCAGUUUUUGUAAAAUAGUCACAAAAGUACUAUUAUGUGAAUUAUAUUAGUGAAUAUCUAGUUUGGUUUUAAAGUAAAUAGCAUUCGUAAGGAUUGUUGUCGUAAAUGAAAUUAUAGCAAUAUAUUAUUUUCCGUCGCGACAUAAUUUUGCUCUAUCUUUCCACGAGCCAAAGCAUGCUAAAUCAGAAAAUAAAUAAAAGCAAUGUAUCGUAUAUGAUUAAUUUAUAAUUGUACAAAUACAUCGUCGAUCAAUUUGUA